Messenger RNA from Toxoplasma gondii ME49, 2253 nucleotides. RefSeq names its product brain protein 44 family protein. The transcript has a single exon. Gene Ontology annotation, biological process: pyruvate import into mitochondria. The coding region runs from base 440 to 922 and encodes 160 amino acids. Lineage: Eukaryota; Apicomplexa; Conoidasida; Eucoccidiorida; Sarcocystidae. The record is from RefSeq and is a predicted model, not a curated record. Gene Ontology annotation, cellular component: mitochondrial inner membrane.
GUUGCUUGCCUUUUGGUGCUCCACAGAGGACGGCCUUUCUCAUUUCUCUCCAUCAUUCACUUGUUUCUCAAUUCGCUGCGGCCGUUGCUGCUGUGGUCUGAUCUUUCUUCCACCGGUUUUCCAGACAACGCCUUACGGUCACCGACACGGAAACCUGCGGAGAGAUCUCCAUUGACCUCCACCAUACGGUUAGAACCCGAGCGAAGUUUUUACGUCCGGUUCCCGAAGGCCAGGAGAAACCAUUUUCCGUUUUCCGUGCAUGCGAGUGCGGUCUUGCAUUGUCUGCAGUUCCGGCAGCGCUGCCCCCGGUACCUUGGGCACACCGAAGCGGCUUUUCUCGACUCGGCGUGUCUCACAUUUUCGGUGAGUGUCUUUCCGACUGUGGCCCUUAUUCAAAGCCCUCCCUUUCUGUCGGCCUGUUUGUUGCAACCUUUCUACGAUGUGGUUGACUCUUGGUCGCCUCCUUCGCUUCGCGAACAAUGGCGCGGUUGGGCAGACUCUGAAAACCGAGGUGGCAAAGGAAGGCGCAGGAGUCGCGGAAAAACUGGUCAAGAAUGCGAGCGAGGCGGCUUCAAAGGCAGCGGCGAAAGGUGCCGCGGAGGCGUCUGUUCUUGCGUCGUCCUGGGAUUACGUCAAGAAGUACGGAAUGACAACUCAUUUCUGGGGUCCGAUCGCGAACUGGGGUUUCGUGGUGGCUGGCUUGUCCGACAUGCAGAAGUCCCCAGAAAUCAUAAGCGAACGGAUGACAGGUGUUUUGUGCAUCUACAGUCUACUCUUUAUGCGCUUCGCUUACAUGGUGCAGCCACGAAACUACUUGCUUUUCGCCUGUCACUUCUGCAACGAAGGCGUGCAGCUCACUCAGCUGUUCCGGAAGCUCAGGUACAACUCGGAGCAACGGACCAAAACCGCGAAUGCUACAUAACGGUAACGCGAAUUCGAGCGCCACCGACUUGAAAAAGUAUUUUUUAAACGGCCUUUCUGGCUGUGACUGGUGUGCCGCACCAGAUCCAUGACGAAGCCGUGUCACUGACUCGAUGCAGCGACACCCAGAACGGCAGCGACCGGCCUGGGUUUACCGCGUUAAACGCUAUAUGCUGAUACUUUCAAACAGAAGGUGUCGACAGAUCUAACCGAAAAUGUGCUCUCUGUGUCGAUGUUCUAAAGCCACGAGUUCUCACCGCCGGCCGUGUGCUCUUUACCGCAGGGCUCUCCUCACCCAGGUUACCUGUAUUCCCAAAAGAAUCUCAUGGAGAGUUUUCCGUGUCUCAACGUCGGGUCCUCAUUUCUUCUUGCUGUUUCAAUGCAACGCGCCCGGCGGUCGCUUCGCCCCCAAUGUGGAGGUUUUUCGAGGGCUUGCUUCCCUCCGCGUCCGUGUUUCUUGUGAAAGCCACGCGUUUUCUCCGGUCGCCAGUCUCUGUACGUCAUCCUUCUCACGCGAUUCUCGUAUUUCCUAGGAUUUCUUCCAGUCUACAGCCUCCUAAAAGAACGGCGGGUGGCCGACAGGAAAGGUUCUACUGGUGUGCGCGUUUGCCGCGCAUGUUCUUUGUCUUCCAGCCUUACCGUUCCUCGCCACAGAUGGUCGCUUUUUUUGCUAACACACUCUAGAGUUGUCUUCACUACGUGAGGGUGUGUGACAUUCAAACGGCGGGAAACAGAUGAGUCUGGUCCUUCGAUUUCGCGUUCCUGUCCAUGCGGAGGCGUCGCUCCUGAGACGUGGCUGUGUCGUGAGAAUUUCUCACCGAUAGCUGGAGAACGUGUAACAAGAGGAGAUGAUCGUUCUGAGGCGAAUCUGUAUAUACAAACCAGUAAGGAGCUAGAGUGGUUUCUUCAGUGUGUCUUCUUGAGUGUAACACCGCCUUCACUGAGCUCUUAGCCGCGCCCGAACGACAGCAAUCUGAGAUUCGAGCACGUCGGCGUCGCGCUACGGUCUGACGCCAAGCGAACUCUCACACUUGUCGGUUUGAGUGCUGUUGCCAUGCAUGUCACGCGCGCUCCUCCGGUUAGGUUCCGAGCGGUUCGAAAACUCCAGGGUUGAGAGGCAGUGUUCUUGUUCAGAAGAACAAGCCAAAGGAGACCACACCAGAGUCUCGGGCACUUCUCAGCCUGAUUCACAUUAUAAGGAGACUGUCUCUGCUCAAAAAUGGUCCGCGAUCCAGAGCUGUAGAUUUCAAAUUGAAUACACAGAUGCCGGAUCGGUUUAUACAUGACUGUGUCUCAGAGCUGAAUAUGAAUCCAGUUAUCAAGUGCAGACGU